GGUCUAUGAGUACAUGCUAAAUGGCUCCUUGGACGCUCAUCUCUUUAGAGAGAAAUCUGGUGUGUUGAGUUGGAAUGUUCGGUACCAAAUUGCACUAGGCAUCGCCAAGGGUCUCGCCUAUCUGCAUGAAGAAUGUGAGGACUGGAUCAUACACUGCGACAUCAAACCUGAGAACAUACUGCUCGACGCGGAAUUCUGCCCCAAGAUUGCGGAUUUCGGCAUGGCGAAGCUGCUUGGACGGGAAUUCAACUCCGCGCUGACCACCAUGCGAGGAACCAUGGGAUACCUCGCGCCGGAGUGGUUGUCCGGGCAGCCCAUCACCAGGAAGGCCGACGUGUACAGCUUCGGCAUUGUGCUCUUCGAGAUCAUCUCGGGGAGAAGGUGCACUGAGGUGGUGAAAAUUGGGAGCCAUCGGUAUUUUCCUCUCCACGCGGCUGCUCGGGUGAACGAAGGGGAGGUUCUGUGCCUGCUGGAUGCUAGGCUGGAAGGCGAUGCUAAUGUGGAGGAGCUGGAGGUCAUCUGCAGGGUCGCCUGCUGGUGCAUCCAGGACCAGGAGAACGAUAGGCCGUCAAUGGGGCAAGCUGUUCGCAUGUUGGAAGGUGUCCUAGACGUUGAUAUGCCUCCAAUACCAACUUCGCUUCAGGACCUUAUGGAGGGUGAUGAAAGUGAUAUAUAUCCUGAUUCCUGAAGGAGGUUGCUAGAGAAUUUGUAAUUUAUUAUUGAGGAUUCAGCGAAGUUGGAACAAGAAGAAACAGUCUUCUUGCAGACUCUCCAAUGCAUCCCUCUACUAUGGACUGACAAAGAUGUCCAAGGCCCGUCGACUGACUGAGAUUCAGUGACUUUGCUUUGUGAAGUCUGAGCUUGACUUGGCCCCUACCAUUGAGGUUCUAUAUGUGAUCCAAAGGCCCAGAAUUUACAAAGUCAAAACUGAAGCCCUAACUCUCUAGACUUGUAACUUUUCAGCAGAUUCAGUGAUAAAACACCAGCAACUAUGCACUCCACGCUACGAAAAUCCAACAGAUAACUGGUAUUCGUUGCAAAUAUGGUUGUUAAUUAAAUAUGAAGAAGACUUGACAUCAAAGCAAGUGCUACUGCCGUAAAAACUUGACAACAAGUGAAUUAAAUGUGAACAGAUUGUAGAAGCACAGAGUACAGACUGAGCAAAGUAAAAACUUUACACCAAUGCUACUGCUCUACCAACCGAGAAAAGUACAAAACGGAAGUCCCCUUCUGCUUGCUCUCAAAUGAGCUCGUGAUGAACAGUAAACCGAGAAACAUUGAAAAAAAGUUUAAAAAAUUCUGAUUUUUUUAUGGCAAACUUUGACAAAUUUUCUAUGUGUUUGCAAAGUUUCAUGAUGAAAUCACAUAUGUGGAAGUCAUGGAAAAAACAAAA
This is a messenger RNA of Aegilops tauschii subsp. strangulata, 1393 nucleotides long. NCBI's taxonomy places the organism in Eukaryota, Viridiplantae, Streptophyta, Magnoliopsida, Poales, Poaceae. The record is from RefSeq and is a predicted model, not a curated record.